Fusarium falciforme is the source of this 1134-nucleotide messenger RNA. RefSeq lists its product as hypothetical. NCBI's taxonomy places the organism in Eukaryota, Fungi, Ascomycota, Sordariomycetes, Hypocreales, Nectriaceae. The record is from RefSeq and is a predicted model, not a curated record. The coding region runs from base 1 to 1134 and encodes 377 amino acids. The transcript is spliced from 5 exons.
AUGGCUACAGAUUUAGCACUCACGUCUUUCGCAGUCGAGGCUUUUACCUUGCUCUCUUUUGGCAUCCUCAUCAUUGGCCUUCGGACCUAUGCACGAGUGCGGCAGGUGGGCUUCUGCAACUUCGAGGCGGAUGACUACUUGAUGUUGCUGGUGAUUCUGCCCUACAUAAUAGAGACGACACUCGCCUACACCGUCAGCGCCCGGUUCCAUGGAUUCACCAACAGCGCAAUGACGGACGAAGAGCGCGCCGCGUUGUCUCCCAAUAGCGACGAGUAUAAAUGGAGGGUCGGCGGGUCCAAGAUUCAGGUUGCGGGCUGGGCCAUGUACGCAACGGUGCUAUGGGUCAUCAAGAGCGGCCUGUGUGCGUUCUAUUUCCGCCUGACGGCCGGUCUGCCAUGGUACAAAACCAGAAUAUACAUAGGUUUUAUCCUUAUCGUUGCCACAUAUAUUGCUGUUAUAUGCUCCAUCCUCUUCAGCUGCCAACCUAUGCACCGCUUCUGGCAAAUAUAUCCCGAUCCUGGAAAUCUCUGCGAACCAGCCUCCUCGAAGCUCUAUAUUUUCCUCACCGUAACCCUUAAUAUCGCCACCGAUAUCUACCUCCUUAUAAUCCCGGUUUCCAUGCUCUGGGGAGCUCAGAUUCCCAAGGUGAAAAAGAUCGGCCUUGUGGUGCUCUUCUCAGGCGGAAUCUUCGUUAUGGUGGCGGGUCUCCUUCGAUCCAUCCUCAUUCUUAGGAAUCCCAAGACCGGCCCACAGGAAGCAGCUUCCUGGGCGGUACGAGAGUCCUUUGUCGCAGUGGUCACCUCUAGCUUGCCCAUGACGUGGGGAUGGAUGCGACAAAAGCUGAGGCCCCUUCUUGGCUCCCUGCUCUCAUCCGGCAACAGAUACAAGGGUGGUCCAGAGCCAGGCAGCAUUAUUUUGGGUGACCACAGCGACCGGACAACCUGGCGGAGCAAGCAUGGCGCGUCUCAUAAAUCGGCCAUCGGGAAUGACAUUACCAUCGCCGGCGGGAGUCAAGAUGUCUUUAUCCAUACAGGCGAGGCCAGCUCGGAUGCGAUUAUCCCUUCAAGGAACCACGGGGGCGGAAUCACAAAGGGGGUCGAAUUUAGCGUCUCAACGACUAAGGCUCAGCUCUAA